CGAAAAAGCGAAUUGCUCCGGCUUUUGUUGUUGUUUUUUCUGCUGCCUCUGCUGCUGCUGCUUUCGUGCCGGUGUCUCGCGCUCUCUUUCUAACUGUUCCUGUGCUUUCACGUGUGUGUGUGAGUGUGUUUUGCCUGUCAUCCUGCCUGUGUGUUUUGUGUUUUGUGACUGUGUCCGUGUGUCGGAGCAGACAACAAAAGAAAUUGCGCUCUCCGCAGCCGUCUCCUCCACUCCCGCUCUCCUGCCUAGUUACCGUUACUUGCUGCACUGCCAAAAAAAAGCAACAAAAAUACGAAUUUUGAUAGAAAUAAUUUAUACAUUUUUCGAAGAGAAGAAUUCAAUUCCAAUCGACAACAAAGAUGGCCUUGAUAAAAAACUGGCAAGGCAAUUGGGCCUGAUUGAGACCAUCUACGUGGAGGGAGCUCGCCCUGAUCCUGCCAACGAUCCUGAGGAGUCGCUGAACGAGGCAGACAUCACAGCUCCCGCCAACGCAGUGCCCAUCAAGACAAAGAAGUCGCGCAAAUCCAAGCAGUUGGCCAUGCAGCCCUAUACCUAUGCCAUUUCCGUCGACUUUGAGGCCACCUGCUGGGAGAAGCAAGCCCCGCCACAAUGGAGAGAGUCGGAGAUAAUUGAAUUCCCAGCCGUUUUGGUCAACCUGAAAACGGGCAAGGUCGAGGCGGAGUUUCACACGUACGUGAUGCCCUUGGAGUCGCCACGCCUGAGCAAUUACUGCACCGAGCUGACGGGCAUUCAGCAGAAGACAGUGGAGGCGGGUGUGCCACUGCAGACGGCACUCAAUAAGUUCUGCGAAUGGCUGCGAAACGAGUUGCGUGUCCGCAACCUGGUGCUGCCAAAGGUGAACAAAUCCAAUAUACUGGGAAACUGUGCCUUUGUCACCUGGACGGACUGGGACUUUGGCAUUUGUCUGGCCAAGGAGUGCACACGCAAGCGGAUACGCAAGCCAGCCUGCUUCAAUCAGUGGAUAGACGCGAGGGCCAUAUACAGGGAAUGGUACAAGUACCGUCCCUGCAACUUCGCCGAUGCCCUGUCCCAUGUGGACCUGACUUUCGAGGGACGUGCACACUCUGGCAUCGAUGAUGCCAAGAAUCUGGGUGCCCUCAUAUGCAAGAUGGUUCGUGACGGAGCCCUCUUCUCGAUCACCAAAGAUCUGACGCCAUAUCAGCAGCUCAACCCGAACAGUGGCCUCUGAGCUGCAACGAUCAGAGCUCAGGGGUUAGCCAUCAGCCAUCCCUCCAAGCGAGCAGAAAGAGAACAAGAAAAACAGAAAACAAAUCCAUUUUUGUAUGGGAUUCUAUUUAAUAUAAAAUACCAGAACAACAAACCAACCCAAGGACAUGGAGGAUGUGCCUAAUCUGACCACAAACGUAAACAAAAGCUACAGAAGUUUCUUGUUUUUAUUUUGUAUUUUAUCUUUAUUUCUUGUAACAGCAAUUGAUAAGACUUGAAAUUUGAUGUGCGAUCGCAAUCGCAGUUGCAUCUGCAUAAGGGGACUGCAGCUGAAUCCCUACUGCUACACAGCAGGAGUACAUCUAAACAUCUACACAUAGCUAUAAAUAUGGCCUUAGAGCAUACAUAUUUUUCUACCAUUCAUACUUACUUGGUAAUGCUUAGCCGUAGUCUAUAAUAUGGAAUGCAAUACUUAUUUUAACGACUUACACCGCCUACCACUAGGUCAUAGGGCAUAAAGUAAUAAUAAAACGACAAUAGCUGCAUA
Molecule: messenger RNA, 1735 nt
Organism: Drosophila subobscura
Lineage: Eukaryota; Metazoa; Arthropoda; Insecta; Diptera; Drosophilidae
Gene: Snp
Product: ERI1 exoribonuclease 2
Exons: 3
Coding region: 539-1210 (223 amino acids)
Biological process (GO): exonucleolytic trimming to generate mature 3'-end of 5.8S rRNA from tricistronic rRNA transcript (SSU-rRNA, 5.8S rRNA, LSU-rRNA)
Molecular function (GO): nucleic acid binding; 3'-5'-RNA exonuclease activity
Source: RefSeq, a predicted model, not a curated record